This is a messenger RNA of Fukomys damarensis (Damara mole-rat), 818 nucleotides long. It is a transcript of the gene Psmg3, whose product is annotated as proteasome assembly chaperone 3. The coding region runs from base 109 to 477 and encodes 122 amino acids. Gene Ontology annotation, biological process: proteasome assembly. Lineage: Eukaryota; Metazoa; Chordata; Mammalia; Rodentia; Bathyergidae. The record is from RefSeq and is a predicted model, not a curated record. The transcript is spliced from 3 exons.
GUUUUGGUGAGCACGGGAACCCGUAGCUCCUACUCUGCUCCCGGGGAGUCUCCUUCUCCGAGGAGCAGGUGAUCUCCCGAGCCCAACCGCCACUUGAAGAGCAGGACCAUGGAAAGCAAACCGUUGGUAGUAUCGAAACAGAAGACGGAAGUGGUGUGCGGGGUCCCCACGCAGGUGGUCUGCACAGCUUUCAGCAGCCACAUCUUGGUGGUGGUGACCCAGUUCGGGAAGAUGGGUACCCUGGUCUCCCUGGAGCCCAGCAAUGUGGCCAACGACAUCAGCAAGCCGGUGCUCACCACAAAAGUCCUUCUCGGGCAAGAUGAGCCUCUCAUCCAUGUCUUUGCAAAGAACUUGGUAGCAUUUGUGUCUCAAGAAGCCGGAAACAGAGCUGUCCUCCUCGCCAUGGCAGUGAAGGACAAGAGCAUGGAGGGGCUGAAGGCCUUGAAGGAGGUGAUUCGGAUGUGCCAGGUGUGGUAACCUGGAGUCAGCAGCACACGCUACUCAGCAGGACCGGCUGGAUACUUGGUCCCUUUGCGGGUCUCGUAGACCAGUCCUUCAGCACAGUCAAAAGGAACAGCUUUCUCUGACUUUAGCCACAAAGAAUAUUCAUGCUUCAGGCAAACCCUCACUACUGGUGACUAUCACAGUGGUUGGCAGAAGCAGCAAGGACAUUGGGAAUGGUUCUCACUGGGCUCUGAUCCUUGCAUCUACUUGGGAAUGGCCAGCAUGAGUCGGCUGGCAUGACUCAUGGCCCCAUGGGCAGUGUCACUUGGAGGGGGAAGGUGUUUUUUAUUAAAAGUAAAUAUCCCAUGAUACUU